UCAAACGCCACGAGAACAUUCACAAGAAAGAUAUGUUGUUCGAGUGCUCUACCUGUGGGAAGAAGUUCAACGAUAAGUCAAAUUUAAAAUGGGAAUUUUCUUGUGGCGAAUGCCAUGAGAAAUUUGACAGUGUGAAUGCACUUCGURCCCACCUGGAUACAGCUCACCCUACACCCUCCACACGUGGAACCAAGAKGAAAAACGAUUCUCCACAGAAAAUCUCAAACAAGAAACAGAAAAAGGAUAAGAAUUCUUCUGAACAAGGACCAGGCUAUCAGUUUCAGCACACGUCACCAGUCUUUUCCUCUAGUUACCUGUGGUACAUACUCGUAACCAUCAAAGGCGAGCGAAUAAAUCCUAAUCAAGAAAACAAGUAAAGCCGCGUGGCACUGAGCAAUUUCUGCAACUCUAAUCGCGAAUCGUUUUCUCGAAGAAAGCUUUUUACGGAACCUCGUUAAAACUGGACAGAAGAGGAAGAUGAUUCCCUUAGAUGCAAAUGAUGAUGAUG
Actinia tenebrosa (Australian red waratah sea anemone) is the source of this 508-nucleotide messenger RNA. RefSeq lists its product as uncharacterized. The record is from RefSeq and is a predicted model, not a curated record. NCBI's taxonomy places the organism in Eukaryota, Metazoa, Cnidaria, Anthozoa, Actiniaria, Actiniidae.